Bursaphelenchus xylophilus (pine wood nematode) is the source of this 1472-nucleotide messenger RNA. The record is from the annotation of a GenBank genome assembly. Lineage: Eukaryota; Metazoa; Nematoda; Chromadorea; Rhabditida; Aphelenchoididae.
AUGUCUUGGGAAGAUACUACGGACAGGAUCUGCCGAGAUGCCACAGAUAUGGUUGGGCAUACUCCCUUGGUUUACUUGAAUAAGGUUACAAAGGGUCUCAAUGCCAAAAUCGGUGAGUUUUCCUUUUGGGACGUAUCCUCUCUCGAUGUUUUACUUGUACAGAAAAUUUCUUAAUACUUUUUGGGUAGAAGUUUGUAAAUUUUUCUUGUUUUAGCUGUGAAAUGCGAAUAUAUGAACCCGGCCUGCUCGGUAAAAGAUCGCGCUGGAGUUCACAUGAUAGAAGUUGCCGAGAAGGCCGGUCUCAUCAAACCCGGAGAUGUCUUAAUCGAGCCAACGUCUGGAAACAUGGGAAUCGGCCUGGCCUUUGCUGCCGCUGUCAAAGGAUACAAGCUCAUUUUGACAAUGCCAUCUUCGAUGAGCUUAGAAAGAGUAAGUUUAAAUAAUAAAGCAUAAUUUAUUACCUAAUUUUUUGUUUUUAGAGAACCUUGUUAAAAGCGUUCGGUGCUGAAGUAAUUCUGACUGAUCCUUCAAAACAAGUGCUUGGAGCAAUGGAAAGAGCGAAAGAGCUCGAAAAGCUGAUCCCAAAUGCUCAUGUUCUUGAUCAGGUAAGAUUUGUCCGAUUAAUUUAAAUUAUCAGUCUCUCGGGAACAUACGUAGUGACGGGUCGCAGCAAAAUGUUUCGUCGAAUAAAGGUUGCAGUCGCGCACCAAAUUCCGGCUGCGGCAGUCGUCGCACGGCGAUGAUGGGCGAUUCCAAUGCGCGACGACCCGCCACUUUCUUCCCGACAGACUGAUAACUUUUUAGUUCUCAAAUCCCGCCAAUACCGAAAUACACUAUCUUACUACCGGCCCAGAAAUCUGGCGUCAGACUAAAGGAGAAGUGUCCGCAGUUUGUUUCGGAAUCGGCUCCGGUGGCACGAUGAGUGGAGUCGGCCGUUUUCUUAAGGAGAAGAACCCUGACGUCAAGGUGUAUGCUGUGGAGCCAUACGAGGCUUCGGUUAUCAACGGAUUUGAACAUAAACCUCAUACCAUCCCUGGCAUGGGGGCUGGUUUUGUUCCAGACUUGUUGGACAAAAUCUACGAGGAAGCGCUGAGAAUUCCAUCUCCGGAGGCCGUUUCUAUGGCCAAGAGAAUGGCCAAAGAAGAAGGAAUCCUUUGUGGAAUCAGUGGUGGAGCAAACGUUUGUGCAGCGAUUCAAGUGAGUAAUUUUUAUAAAGUAUUUGUAAUGGUCGCUUUAUUGAUGUUAUUGUUUUUGAUAAACGGAUUACAAAUUAAUAAAUUAUCGCUUUUCAGCUGGCUAAGCGUCCUGAGUUUGCGGGGAAGUUGAUUGUAACAAGUCUGGCUUCGUUUGGAGAACGUUAUUUGAGCACAAUCUUAUACAAGGACGUUAAGGAGGAAUGUGAAAAACUUGGAGAGACCACCUUGGAACAAGAUCGCAAGUAUCUUAAUGAGAAAUGGGGUCUACAUAUCUAA